Messenger RNA from Scheffersomyces stipitis CBS 6054, 807 nucleotides. RefSeq names its product protein-transporting protein. Gene Ontology annotation, cellular component: nucleus. NCBI's taxonomy places the organism in Eukaryota, Fungi, Ascomycota, Pichiomycetes, Serinales, Debaryomycetaceae. The record is from RefSeq and is a predicted model, not a curated record. The annotation marks the transcript as partial. The transcript has a single exon.
GAAUUGGUCAAUGUAGAUUUUGAUUUCUUCGAUCUCAACCCAGAAGUCGAUUUCCAUGCUACCAAAAACUUCUUAAGACAACUUUUUGGAGACGAUGCUGGCUCUUUCGACAUUCUGGGACUUGCUAACUUGGUUUUGGCAGAAAACUCGGUGGGUACCACUAUAAAAACUGACGGAAAGGAAUCAGAUCCUUUUGCUCUUCUUUCAGUGAUAAACUUAUCUGACAACUUGGCCAACUCCAGCAUUAAAAAAGUUACAGACUACAUUCUAAAGAAGACCAGCAAACAGCUUGAGUUCAACUUGAUGUUGAAGAAGUUGUUCCAAUCAGGAAAGAGCACCAAAGACUCUUCAAAGCAAUUGAAGGUAGGCUUGAUUGUAAGCGAAAGAAUGAUCAAUAUGCCUGUAGAAGUCGUUCCUCCAAUGUACAAGAUGCUUGUCGAAGAAAUGGCCAAAGCUGACGAUGCUCACGAGAAGUACGAGUUUGACUACUUUUUGAUCAUCUCCAAAGUGUACCAAUUGGUUAACGCUACUAUAGAAGACGAUGACGACAAGCAAAAGUCCAAGAAGAAGAAGCCUGCCGCAGAGGAACAGGUUGAGAUGGACUACUUCCAUUACGAAGACAUGGUUUUGGAACAGAACUCAGCAUACAAGGGAGUAUAUGCUUACACCGAAAUCAAACAGGAGACGGACUCAAGAAGAGUGUUUACUGAAUAUGGUAUUGAUCCCAAGUUGAGCUUGAUGUUGCUUGAAAAGGAUAAGUUGGCAGCUUGUGUUCCUUUGAUGGAGGAGCAGUUCCCACCUUUCUAA